Molecule: messenger RNA, 423 nt
Organism: Strongylus vulgaris
Lineage: Eukaryota; Metazoa; Nematoda; Chromadorea; Rhabditida; Strongylidae
Source: the annotation of a GenBank genome assembly
GGAGGUGGCGCCUUCUCUGGAAAAGAUCCUACCAAGGUUGACCGCUCUGCAGCUUAUGCUGCUCGCUGGGUAGCCAAGUCCUUAGUGAAAGCUGGGAUCUGCCGCCGUUGUCUCGUCCAAGUUUCUUAUGCCAUCGGAAUUGCGGAACCUUUGUCUGUUAUGGUGUUCUCUUUCGGAACAUCUGCUCUCAAUGAGGCUGAGCUUCUCCAGAUUGUCAAUGACAACUUUGACUUGCGACCUGGAAUGAUCAUCAAGCGAUUGGAUUUAAAGAGACCCAUCUAUGAGGUUACUGCGGAGAAUGGUCAUUUCGGAAACCCUUCUUUCCCAUGGGAACAAGCCAAAGAACUGAAGAUUUCCCCCGAACUUGUCGCCAAAUCUAAGCAACCCGCUCGUGCUGAAGUUGCAGGUGCAAUCGCUCACUAA